Molecule: messenger RNA, 999 nt
Organism: Sporothrix brasiliensis 5110
Lineage: Eukaryota; Fungi; Ascomycota; Sordariomycetes; Ophiostomatales; Ophiostomataceae
Product: ngg1 interacting factor
Exons: 3
Coding region: 1-999 (332 amino acids)
Cellular component (GO): mitochondrion; cytoplasm
Source: RefSeq, a predicted model, not a curated record
AUGGCGUCUCAUCCGUUCACCCAUGUUGUUGUGCAUGAGAUGCGGCGCCUCUUCCCCGAAGAGCUUGCCGACCGGACGUGGGACAAUGUUGGCCUGCUCCUGGAAAAUUCCCGGCAGCCAACAAGCGCGACCGAAAGCCAGCGCGUGCUGUUGACCAACGACCUAACGCCGGACGUUGUGGAGGAGGCCAUUGCCUACAAUGUGACGGUGAUUGUGGCAUACCACCCCAUCAUCUUCCGUGGCCUCAAGUCCAUCACUCUCCAGGACCCACAGCAGGCGUCGCUGCUCAAGCUCAUGCAAAACAACAUUGCCGUCUACAGCCCACAUACGGCGCUGGAUGCGGGCCAUUUCGGCAUAAACGACUGGCUGGCCGACACGGUGAGCACGGUGGCCAAGUCGCUCGGCGCAACCACGCCGUCGACGACGGUGAUCAAGAGCGUGCGCGAUCGGAUGCCGCCGUCGUACUUGGCCCUAGACCGCGAGGGCAAACCGCUUGACGUGGGCUACGGCCGGCGCAUUCAGUUCAACCAUACGCUACCUGCGGCUGAGGUCAUCAGACGGGCGGUGCGCGAGCUGGGGCUGUCAAUGAGCCAUGUGCUGGUUGCACGGCCGCGGAUACAGCAGGCCAAGUCGGCGUCGCUGACAGACCUGGACGACAUUCACAGUGUGGGCGUGUGCGCGGGGUCUGGGUUCGACAUUUUCCGUGACCAGAUCAACAAGUUCAGCAUGCUGAUCACGGGCGAGGUGAGCCACCACGACGCGCUGUACGCGACAACACGCGGUGUGUGGGUGGUGUGUUUGUUGCAUAGUAACUCGGAGCGGAAGUUCCUGUCAGCGCGGCUGCAGGGUGAGCUGAUGAAGCAGAUCACGCAGUACACAGACUUCAAGGAUGCGGUAGUACUAGUGAGCGAGCGUGACCGGGAUCCGUUUGAGAUCUGGGACCUAGACAACCCACCGACUCAGCGUACCAGCGACCGACCGGAGGCAUUCACCGUAUGA